AUUCUAAAUCAAACAAAUAAUGCAGUUAGCUUCGGCUCGUCGAGCAGUCUCGAAUUCUUCUAUUCUGAGGAAAUUCACAAUGGCGUUAGAGCGCAUCCAAAUACUUUUAACCUCACUCCUAGCAGUGCAAACUUUGUUUUCAUGGUGUGGCGCCACAGAAGACUCGAAACAUUGGAGGAUUUUGGGGGAGGAUGAAUUGAAGGAUUCUUUGAAUUAUCGAUGGAACGAAAACGUCGCAAAAAACGUCAUUUUGUUCGUCGGCGAUGGGAUGAGCCCCGACACCAUAACGGCGAGCCGAAUUUAUCGUGGUUACGAAACAAGUUAUUUGGCCUGGGAAAAAUUUCCUCACGUUGGAUUACUCAAGACUUACAAUACCAAUAAACAAGUGCCAGAUUCUGCAUCAACAGCGACCGCCCUGUUCAGUGGCGUAAAAACCAAUUACAAAGUGGCAGGUGUUGACGCCAACGUUCAACUGAACGACUGCGAAGCCAGCCUCGUCGAAAGUCACCGAGUUCAGUCGAUAAUAGCCUGGGCUCAGGAAGCCGGCAAAGAUACAGGUUUCGUAACAACUACGAGAGUAACUCAUGCAACGCCUGCACCCCUUUACGCUCAUACACCGAACAGGGGUUGGGAAUGCGAGGCAAAAAUGCCGAAAAGUGCGAAAAUGUGCAAAGACAUCGCACGUCAACUGGUCGAGGAUUCACCAGGAAAGAAUAUCAAAGUAAUAAUGGGCGGAGGUCGACAAGUUAUGAAAUCAAAUGCAUCAGCAACGCAAUUCGAUCCGAUAGAUUCCUGGGCUUGUUACAGCACCGAUGGCAGAGAUUUGAUUGCCGCUUGGGCGGAAGACAAAUCAGCAAGAAAAAUGUCUCAUCAAGUUGUCCAAAAUAACGAGGAACUGAGUAAAGUUGAUUAUGAAAAGGUUGAAUUUCUUCUAGGCAUCUUUGCCAAUGGACACAUCAAAAUGGACUGGGAGAGAGAAAAGGGCCCGCUGGGUCAGCCAAGUUUGGAGGACAUGACAUUGGCAGCUAUCAAAAUACUGUCAAAGUCGCCCAAAGGCUUUGUUCUUGUGGUCGAAGGUGGCCUCAUAGAUUUUGCCCAUCACCGAGGUCACGCUGCCCAAGCUUUGCGUGAAACUGUUCGAUUGUCCGACGCCAUCAACGCAACGUUGAAUUUCAUCAAUACCAUGGAAACUUUGGUGAUCGUGACCAGUGACCACACGCAUUCGAUGAAUUUCAAUGGUUACCCUGAAAGAGGAAGCUCCAUUCUCGGCAUAGCCCAGUCGUCGAAACACGACGGUAUACCAUUCACGAGUUUGACCUACAGCAUCGGAGGACCAAACAACUUAGCGUACACCAUGAACAAUGGCAAACCAACGAGGAAAGAUCCAUCUCUAGAAAAUACAGCAGAUUAUCGUUACAGUCAGCAAGCCGCUGUUAUAAGUGACGAAGCUCAUCAUGGCGGUGGUGACGUGAUCGUUUAUGCAAAAGGUCCCUGGGCGCAUCUUUUCCACACGACUCACGAGCAGAAUUACGUUGCCUACGUGAUCGGUUACGCUUCAAAAAUUGGGCCUUAUGCAAGUAGCUCGUGUGAUUGGAGGGCGAAACAGAGCACAAUGAUGAUAACAAUAAUCGGUGGAUUCCUCGGGUCGAUAUUUCUAUCGUACCUUGUGUAGCGAAUAAAAUCACAAGGGGGAAAAUACUCGUUGUCCUUCGAUGAAAGAAUCAUAAUUAUAAUGAUCAGUUAAAACGAAGAAAUCGACUUUGUGGAGAAUGCAACGAGCGUGCGGUCUACAAAACGCAUCAAACAUUUUAUCUCUUCUAGUGAAGUAACGUUUUUUUACAAAGGUCCAAAAGGUCCAAAGAAAAGAGUUGAAGGAAGCUGAAAAAAAAACUAUAACGAUCUUGUUCCAGUACAGUAUUAAAUAAUAAAUAAGCAAAAACCAGUCGGAA
Molecule: messenger RNA, 1949 nt
Organism: Venturia canescens
Lineage: Eukaryota; Metazoa; Arthropoda; Insecta; Hymenoptera; Ichneumonidae
Product: alkaline phosphatase, tissue-nonspecific isozyme-like
Exons: 8
Coding region: 20-1672 (550 amino acids)
Biological process (GO): dephosphorylation
Molecular function (GO): alkaline phosphatase activity
Source: RefSeq, a predicted model, not a curated record